UUCUCUCUCUCUCUCUCUCUUCAAUUUCAUCUUCUUCAUUUCCCAAUUCCAUGUCUCACCCAUGUUCCAACUCAUUAGCAAGUGUUCCAAAAUUCAUCUCCUUCCACCACCAUUCCUCCCCAUCACAACCAUCAAAUUCCUCCCCAAAUAUGUCUCACAAUUGCUUCUCGUAUCCCUACCCGAGCUCGAUCCCGAGCCUGAACCCACCUCCACCGUCAUCUCCGCCGCUCCGAGAGGCUCUUCCGCUACUCAGGCUAAUGUCUCCUCCCGAGCAGAGACAAGAACAAGAAGAAGACGACGAUGAUGGAGGUAGCAAAGAUGACAACGCGUCGGUCACCGUGGCGUUGCACAUAGGGCUACCAAACCCUAGCCCAGCUGAAAUAGCUUCCUUGAUGUGUGGCUCUUCAUCUGAGAUUGAUCAAGAACAUGAGUUUGGACAGUCCACCAAAACCCUAAUUAAGGGACAGUAUUGGAUCCCAACUCCUUCUCAAAUCCUCAUUGGUCCUACUCAAUUCUCUUGCCCUGUUUGCUUCAAAACCUUCAAUAGAUACAACAACAUGCAGAUGCACAUGUGGGGGCAUGGAUCACAAUACAGAAAAGGCCCCGAGUCCCUCCGGGGCACGCAGCCAACGGGCAUGCUAAGGCUUCCUUGCUACUGCUGCGCCCCGGGGUGCCGCAACAACAUCGACCAUCCCCGUGCCAAACCAUUGAAAGACUUCAGAACUCUUCAAACACAUUACAAGCGCAAGCACGGGCUAAAGCCCUUCAUGUGCCGAAAGUGUGGCAAAGCGUUCGCCGUGCGUGGCGACUGGCGAACGCACGAGAAGAAUUGUGGUAAGCUUUGGUACUGCAUUUGUGGCUCGGAUUUUAAGCACAAGCGCUCGCUCAAGGACCAUGUCAAGGCCUUCGGUAAUGACCACGCUGCCUACGGUGGAGGCGGGAUCGAUGUGUUCGGAGAUGAAGAUGAUGAGCCUGCUUCUGAAGUCGAGCAAGAUAACGAUGAACGAUGAAUGAAGAACUUAUUAUAGCCAACAUUUGAGAAUAUGAUUAUUGAUUUACAGAAUUAUUGUUAUAUUGUAUAAUGAAACUUACUUGAUAUAUACUGUUAUCAUAUUAUAUGUGUAAUUAAUUAGGGGAACUUUGUUUUAUUGGUUUGGCUCU
Molecule: messenger RNA, 1161 nt
Organism: Cucurbita pepo subsp. pepo (vegetable marrow)
Lineage: Eukaryota; Viridiplantae; Streptophyta; Magnoliopsida; Cucurbitales; Cucurbitaceae
Product: zinc finger protein WIP2-like
Biological process (GO): regulation of gene expression; anatomical structure development
Cellular component (GO): nucleus
Molecular function (GO): DNA-binding transcription factor activity
Source: RefSeq, a predicted model, not a curated record